This is a messenger RNA of Meloidogyne enterolobii, 264 nucleotides long. NCBI's taxonomy places the organism in Eukaryota, Metazoa, Nematoda, Chromadorea, Rhabditida, Meloidogynidae. The record is from the annotation of a GenBank genome assembly.
AUGGAUAACUACAAUAAUGGUGGAUUUGUUGCUGUUAGUAUAAAUUAUCAAUAUGCCCAAUUUUCUUUUUAUGGUGUUGGAAGAGAUGAAUUGUUUAGUUUAAAGAUGGAGAAUUCGGAAUCAAAUCUACAUUUGGGUCAUGUAUUCAUUGAAAAUCGUUUUAGUGAAGGUGCUCAAGAAGAAGAAGAGGAGGAAGAAGAAGAGGAUGAAGUAGAAGAGGAGGAUGAAGAGGAAGAGGAGGAUGAAGAAGACUGCGAUGAUUAA